This is a messenger RNA of Bradysia coprophila, 785 nucleotides long. RefSeq lists its product as uncharacterized. The record is from RefSeq and is a predicted model, not a curated record. Lineage: Eukaryota; Metazoa; Arthropoda; Insecta; Diptera; Sciaridae.
GUGGAAAAUUUACAAAAGUUUGAUAUCAACGGUAAAUUGGUAUAAAAAGAGUAUUCUUCCUUGACUUUCAUCAGUACAAACUAAGAAGUUGAGCUGAACCGAAAAUGGCAAAAUUAAUUUUUUCACUUAUUUUCACCGUCCAGUUCAUUGUUUACGGACAAGCUGCAGUUCAUGGUACAUAUUGGUCUGAGUCAUCUGAUGCCGGCGGCUGCCAAAUGCCAACAGCUACUUAUGUUGUAACAAAUGCUAUUGCAUUAGGCCAAGAAACCGCAUUGGGAGAUCUGGCUUUCAGAUCAGGCUUAUGUGGUCAAGUACUCACAGUUAAUUGCGGAAAUGGUGAUGUGGAUGCUGUUGUAGUAAGCACAUGUAACAUAGGCUCUGACACUUGCGGUGUGGAUAUGAUUGCUAAGACGUGGAACACUGCCACAAAUAAUGCUUCACCUGGUAUAACCGAUUGUACCGUCAUUUUGUCCAACAAAAAUCCGAUAGCAGGCGAUGGACCACUUUGUUAUCAUCGACCAAACUCUGAUAUUGGAAACGCAUAUUCUGUGAUUCUGUCUGUACUGAAUACUAGCGGUAAAAUACCAAGUGGUGCAACAGUGGCUGGUGUCUCAGGAAAUCGUGGUAAUGAUGAUUGGUUCAUAUUCGAUAGUGCUGGUCAAAAUCUGUUCACGGAUGAGGCUGCCGUUGUGUUUACAUAUGAAGAUGGCAGUAGCGACAGUUUCACUGUAGCCGAUUGUCAAUCCGGUGGUUCAGUCCAAAUAUUUAAAUAAAAUUUGUUUUUC